Messenger RNA from Chaetomium globosum CBS 148.51, 843 nucleotides. RefSeq lists its product as uncharacterized. The transcript has 4 exons. Bases 1 to 843 code for a protein of 280 amino acids. The record is from RefSeq and is a predicted model, not a curated record. NCBI's taxonomy places the organism in Eukaryota, Fungi, Ascomycota, Sordariomycetes, Sordariales, Chaetomiaceae.
AUGAAGGGCGUCCGGGCAUUGACGAUGCUGUCGCUGGCGGCUUUCGCCAGGGCCCAAUCCCCCGAGAACCUGGACGGAUGCGGACAACAAUGUUACACCGAUGCGUUGAACAGGGCGGGCUCAUUCGCCUGUGCGGCCAUGGAUUUCAACUGUCUGUGUGGUGUUCAGAAUUGGUAUUUCGAUAUGCGUGACUGCGCGAAAUCCAGCUGCCCCCCUGAGUAUGAUGUGGUCGUCACGAACGCAGUUUCGGCCAUGUGUGCGACGGCCACAUUGCCCCCUGGCGCCCCAGCGCCGACUUCUGAGACGACCACCCAAGAGCCAGCCCCGUCGACAACCGAGGCGCCAACUGAAGCACCCGCGGAAUCCACAACUUCGAACCCCGAGACCUCGACGACGUCCGAAGCCUCAGAAUCGUCGACAACAUCACCUGUAGAAUCCACAGACUCCGCCUCGUCGACGAAUGCCACACCUGUUCCGACCAAGGUCGUUACUAGCUCCGCAUCUACCUCGGCCGCCGGCGCGGCAGCAACUUCCAGUAGUUCCGAAGACGCGAGCCCGGCCGGAAUCACCGAAGCCGCUAAGAUCGGCAUUGGUAUUGGUGUCACCGCUGCUGUUCUCGCUCUCCUCGCCGUGGCGGCCUGCAUCUUUUUACGCAAGCGGCGGGCUAGACAGGCUCCCACCCAGAUGGACCGCUUCAAGAUCUCGCAGCCCAUGCCCAGCGAUGAGCACGCUUAUACGCACAACAACAACUCGGACUACGACAUUGGAUCAAGUGACUUGGAGAUGAAGAGCCGGCGGUAUGAGGACAUGCUUCCGCGGGAGGAACCACGGCAGAUGGUCUAG